Messenger RNA from Trichobilharzia szidati, 476 nucleotides. The record is from the annotation of a GenBank genome assembly. Lineage: Eukaryota; Metazoa; Platyhelminthes; Trematoda; Strigeidida; Schistosomatidae.
CUGAAAACAUGUUUCUCAAAUAUCUGUCUCUACUGGUUUGUAUUUGCUUGGUGUUCAGUGUUCAGGUUGAAUCUAAAUCUUCAAAAAGUAAAAAGAACAUUUGUACACUGCCCAAGAAAGUGGGAUUUUGUCCAAAGAAGCAUAAACGCUACUACUAUGACUCAAAAUCUCAACAGUGUCUUGAGUUCACUUACAGUGGUUGUGGUGGAAAUAAAAAUCGAUUUCGCACUAAAGAAGAGUGUGAGAAAGUUUGCAAAAUAUCAUCUUCUACCGGAGGUGCUCAGACCACAGUCAAUCCACAAUCUAUGACGAAAUCUUCAAAGAAAGAUAAACGUACAUAAUGAGAUUUGAUCUGUUAGACUGCAUUGUACUGUCUAAUGGCAUCGUAAAAUAGAUGUAAUCGAUUAUGCUUCCUAAGAUAUCUACUUUUUUUAAUGAAUAGGAGUCUGUAUUGAUAUAAAUACAUUGAUUAGGAU